AUGUCCCCCCAUAAGACGGGUGAGCCCCCUGAGGAGUCCGCUGUGGACCCUGCGGUCGAGUACUUUCAGAAAAAUCCUGCGCCGAAGGCUCUGAACAGCCACCAGUCGCUUGCGCGCGAGUUCAUUCAAUAUCACACAGAGACUUCGCCGGAGCGCCGGAUCGUGCUGGUGACUUCAGGUGGGACUACUGUUCCACUUGAAAACCAAACUGUCCGGUUCAUUGACAACUUUUCGGCGGGCACUCGUGGAGCAACGUCGGCGGAAUACUUCUUGAAGCAAGGCUAUGCAGUUAUCUUCCUCCACAGGCAGUUCAGCCUGCUGCCUUAUUCUAGGCACUACAGCCACAGUACGAACUGUUUCCUCGAUUUCAUGGAUGAGUCAGAAGAUGACAAUGGAGGUGUUGUCGUGCGAAAAGAGUACCAAGAGAAGAUGCGGCGAGUGCUGGAGGAAUACCACUUUGCCAAGCGGAAUCGACUCCUCCUCCUCCUCCCUUUCAUCACAGUCACCGAUUAUCUGUUUGAGCUUCGGGCCCUCGCAACACUAAUGCAACCUGUGGGCAGCCGCGCAAUGUUCUAUCUGGCAGCAGCUGUGUCGGACUUUUUCAUUCCUCGCGAACGGAUGGACGAGCACAAGAUCCAGUCACGCGACAACCAGGUGGGAGGGCAAGGCUCAGGGGCGAGCCGACAAUUGGUUAUCAACCUUGACCCGGUCCCAAAGUUCCUCAACACAUUGGUGGUGUCGUGGGCACCCAAGGGUAGCAUGAUCGUCAGCUUCAAGCUUGAAACGGAUCCGGAUCUCCUGGUGGCCAAAGCCGAGCAAGCCCUGGACCGGUACCAUCAUGAUCUGGUGAUUGGCAAUCUCCUCACGACACGCAAGUGGGAAGUUGUCUUUAUCAGCCCUGGCGGGGGGGAGCACUGGGUGCGUGUGCCCAAAUCUCGGAGAUCCAAGAGUUUUUCUGGUAUUGAGAAAAUGAUUGGCUUGGCAGAGCGCAAACACGAGAGCGAGCCGGUUGAUCUCGAAGGGGGAACGGUGACUGAGGGAAUGGAGAUUGAGAGCUUGAUCAUCCCCGACUUAGCAAGUAUGCACACCAAGAUGAUCGAACAACAGUCAUAG
Exophiala aquamarina CBS 119918 is the source of this 1113-nucleotide messenger RNA. RefSeq lists its product as uncharacterized. The record is from RefSeq and is a predicted model, not a curated record. Gene Ontology annotation, biological process: coenzyme A biosynthetic process. Gene Ontology annotation, molecular function: phosphopantothenate--cysteine ligase activity. Gene Ontology annotation, cellular component: cytoplasm; nucleus. Bases 1 to 1113 code for a protein of 370 amino acids. The transcript has a single exon. NCBI's taxonomy places the organism in Eukaryota, Fungi, Ascomycota, Eurotiomycetes, Chaetothyriales, Herpotrichiellaceae.